Lottia gigantea (owl limpet) is the source of this 720-nucleotide messenger RNA. RefSeq lists its product as hypothetical. The record is from RefSeq and is a predicted model, not a curated record. Bases 1 to 720 code for a protein of 239 amino acids. The transcript is spliced from 5 exons. Lineage: Eukaryota; Metazoa; Mollusca; Gastropoda; Lottiidae.
AUGGCAACAGAUGCUACCAAAACAGCAGCCUUCAAGAAAUUCUACCAGGAAGAAGAUGGCUCUUUACAUUAUAUGAAUUCUAUAAAACAAAGGGAAGGGAUGUCAAGAGAGGAGGUUGCUGGUACUUUUGAUAAAUGGGUUGAAAAGGGGACCUAUAUAGAAGAUGUCAAUGCCUUGAACUAUCAGGGACCUCAGAUGACUGCCAAAGUUGUUGCCGAACUGUUCCAAAAGAAUAGGGAGAAUAUAAGAAUGGUUGAUAUGGCUGCUGGAACUGGAUUACUAUCAGUUGAAUUACGAAAGUAUGGUUUCAUACAAAUAGAUGGAGUAGAUCCCAGUAUAGCAUCAGAAAAAACAGCUAUGGAGAAAAAUCUAUACGGGAGAUACAUUGUGGAGUUUGUAGAUGAAAGACCUCUAAAGAUUAGGACAGAUGAAUAUGACUGUGCAGUAAGCUCUGGUGGCUUUGCUCCUGGAUUGAUGCCAUGUGCAGCUUUACAAGAGUUUAUUCGAGUUGUCAAACCAGGUGGUUUCAUAGUAAUUAGUGCACCUGAAUAUAUCUUUACAUUGGUUGAAGAAUAUAAAGGACGAUUGGAACCUCUCAUGGAAAAAUACAUCGGUCAAGGGAUCAUAGAAAGAGUUUCACGAACUCGUGUUGAGUCAUAUUUGGACAAGAAGCCUGGAGUGAUAUUUGUGUUUCAAGUUCUACAAUCUCGGGUUCCUUAA